Messenger RNA from Peronospora belbahrii, 2061 nucleotides. The record is from the annotation of a GenBank genome assembly. NCBI's taxonomy places the organism in Eukaryota, Oomycota, Peronosporomycetes, Peronosporales, Peronosporaceae.
AUGAUGAAGAAGAGCGUUGUCAAGAAUCGCGCGCCGGCGCCUAUUCAGAUCACAGCUGAGCAAAUUUUACUCGAGGCGAAUCAACGAAAGGAAGAAUUUGCUCGUCCACCACGACGUCGUAUCGCUGAUGCCGCUGAAUUGGUCGAGUACCGUAUGGGUAAGCGCAAAGCAUUUGAAGAUGAGUUACGUCGUCAACGUCAUCACAUGGGAACGUGGAUGAAAUAUGCGACAUGGGAAGAAAGUCAAGAAGAUUUUACACGUGCACGUAGCGUCUUUGAACGAGCAUUGGAUGUUGAUUACAAAUCCACAAGUGUUUGGCUUAAAUACGCAGAGAUGGAAAUGCGUCAUAAGUUUGUCAACCACGCACGUAAUGUAUGGGAUCGAGCGGUGACGUUAUUACCUCGUAUUGCACAGUUUUGGUACAAAUAUGCUUUUAUGGAGGAAAUGUUGGGAAAUUUAAAUGGUGCACGACGGGUUUUUGAGCGCUGGAUGGAGUGGCAGCCGAAUGAACAGGCUUGGUAUUCGUAUAUAAAGCUGGAAAUAAGGGCAAAGAAUAUUCCAAGAGCAAGAGCAUUGUAUGAACGCUAUGUCAUGUGUCAUCCAGGAGAGAAGGCAUAUAUUAAGUAUGCCAAGUGGGAAGAACGGUCGCAAAAGCAGCUUGCAUUGGCUCGAAGAGUGUACGAAAGAGCAUUAGAGGAGCUGCGUAGUGACGAAAAGACAGAGCAGAUUUAUUUAGCUUUUGCCCUAUUUGAAGAGCGAUGUCGCGAGUUGGAACGAGCGAGAGCGGUGUUUAUGUACGCUUUAGACACACUGCCGAAGGAAGAGGCACCGGCACUUUACAGUGCGUUUAUUACGUUUGAAAAGCAACACGGCGAUAAGAAUAGGAUUGAGGAGGUUGUAAUUGCUAAGAGGCGCGUUGUGUACGAGCAACAGGUGGCUACUAACGCGCUGGACUACGACUCGUGGCUUGAGUACAUUAAACUGGAAGAGAAUGAGGCAGUAGGGUUGCAGUCGUUUGGCUUUGUGCGGGAAGUUUACGAGCGUGCUAUUGCAAAUGUGCCACCUAUUCCUGAAAAGAAAUACUGGCGUCGGUAUAUAUACCUCUGGAUCAAGUACGCGUUGUUUGAAGAGUUGCUGGCGGGAGACAUCGACGACAGCGGCAGCUUUUCCGAGCGCUGCAAGCAGGUGUAUCAGACGUGUCUGAAGCUGAUUCCACAUGAAAAGUUUACAUUUGCCAAGAUUUGGAUACUUUACGCCAAGUUCCUCAUUCGCCAGCGUGACGUACAAGAAGCGCGUAUGACGCUUGGAGAAGCCUUGGGUCGCUGCCCGAAGAAGAAACUUUUUGUUAGCUAUAUUGACCUGGAGCUCAUGAUGGGUGAAAUUGACCGUUGUCGCAAGAUUUACAUGCGUUUCCUAGAGUUUGACCCGCAAAAUUGUGAAACGUGGCAGAAAUACGCCAUGCUCGAGAGGCAGGUUGGCGAAGUCGAGCGUGCACGUGCGAUAUACGAAUUGGCUAUCAAGCAGCCGGUCCUGGACAUGCCCGAGAUGAUCUGGAAACACUACGUUGAUUUUGAGAUUGAAAACGGUGAGCGGGAUAAUACGCGUGCACUGUAUGAGCGGUUGCUGGAGCGUACGAAGCACGUUAAGGUUUGGAUUAGUUUUGCCCAGUUUGAGGCAUCGUCGCCUGACAAUAAGGACGCUCAAGGCGAGAAUUUAGAGGCAGCACGCGAUGUAUUUGAGCGUGCAUUGCGGCAUAUGAAAGAGCAAGGUGGUGAUGAACUUAAGGGAGACCGCGUCUUGUGCAUGGAGACGUGGCUAGAGAUGGAGAAGAAGAGCGGGGAUACGAAAAUGAUCCAAAAGGUCAGCAACAUGCUGCCGCGGAAGGUCACGAAGCAGCGCAUGGUGUACGCACAGGAUGGAACGGAAUUAGGUCUCGAAGAGUACACGGACUACAUUUUUCCAGAUGAUAAACAGGCUCAAUCGCAUCUCAAGCUACUGCAGGCCGCUCAAUUAUGGAAGCAGAAAAAACGUCCGCGCGAUGAGGCAGUAGUGGAAGACUAA